AAGGAAUACAGAUAACGGAGAAAUGGAGAGAAAAUCGGGAGUGCUGGUAAACAAUAAACACGCAGUUUUUCAUCCAUCGUUCACUUCCAGCAGUGGACGGCAGUGAAGUGCGCCAACAAAAGUCAGCACAGCUCGGGUCAAAGGUCCACGGCGCUCUCCACGAAGCAGGGACAUCCGUGCGGGGCCGACACAACGCACCACAUACACAACAACGGCAAGGUAUAAUGGACUCCAACAGUGAGGAUGGAGACUAUCAAAAUCUUGAGCAUGCCUUCCACCAUGAUGCAGCCCAGUACAGAGUGACCUACCCUCGUGGGGGAAACACGAAAGAGGUGGAUUAUGAUAAAAAUGAGGAGUCCAACAAAAAGAGGUAUCCAGUGAGUCGCUCUGGUAACAACCCAGGCAGAGUGAAGCGGGUGGUGUCCUGUAAGAGGAAGACCCAUCAUCUGAUGGUGGCUCGGAGGAAGCAGCUCGGGUCUGGGAGGAAUUAUGAUGCUGCAAACAAGGAGAAUGAGAUGAACUGCGUACAGGACAUGCAACAGGAGAUAUUUGACAUGGACCCCUGGGAGUUCCCACUAAAUGUCAACAAUAACCACAAGGCUGGCAGAACAGGUCCUGAACAAAGCGACUACUCUACACUCACUGAGCUCACAAGGGAUCAUAAAACAAUGACUGAUGUGCUCUUUGGAAGAAAUCUCAGACUGAAAGUAGCUUUAACACUGUGGCAGAGAAAUGUUGGAGAGCUACUGACAUACUUUCUGAGAAUCCAAGACACUGGUGCGUUUGUUGAUUUUCUGCCCCUGAUAAGCAAAAGCAUUGACAAGGACUCUACAGAGAUUACCAUUGGCUGUUGUGUUGACCUCUUUCCUUUAGUCAAAAAAGUCCUUGCCAAUCCAUACGAAGAGUAUCUUAUUGUUGGUUUAAACUGGAUCAAUUCAGUUUUGAAAAAGUGGUGGGAGGAACUAAAUGCAAGUGGCUACAGUGGAUCAUCUAAACCUCUGUUAGAUAAGAAUUUCCAGGUCUAUAAUCAGCAGUUAUUGGAGUUAUGGCAUCAGGAGCCUUCACUGAAAUCUGCUCCAGGAGCUGCAGGAGAUAUGGCAAAGGUCAGUGCUGCCAUUGAUUCCUUUCUGUCCCAACUCACCUGACAGCAAUGAAGAGCCAGAUAACAGAUCUUUCUCUGGUAACAGUGCCCUCAAAUAUUUCGAAAGUAUCCUUGGUGGAAAGUGUAGAUAGGACCUGCUACUGUGUUUUUAGAUUGCACUGUAUAUUGUCUGUAGAGAUUGGUGUAUUUUGAUCAGUUAAAUACUGAGAAUGUGCAAUAUGAAAUUAACUGUGGCAAAUUUGACAUUAUUAUUAUACAGUUUAAGUUAUGUCACAGAAAUGUGGAUGCUUUGAUGGCUGUAACAAUAAACACAAGAAUUUUGUUUCAUUGAUAUGUUGUUUGUGUGUAUCUCAUUUAAU
This is a messenger RNA of Seriola dumerili (greater amberjack), 1461 nucleotides long. RefSeq names its product KATNB1-like protein 1. Gene Ontology annotation, molecular function: microtubule binding. Lineage: Eukaryota; Metazoa; Chordata; Actinopteri; Carangiformes; Carangidae. The transcript has 11 exons. Bases 225 to 1145 code for a protein of 306 amino acids. Gene Ontology annotation, cellular component: nucleolus. The record is from RefSeq and is a predicted model, not a curated record.